AUGGAGUUGCCAAACAAGAACAUUACAAAAUUAACAUUCGUAAAGCUAGCAAAAGAAUCUGAAGAUCUGCUCACUGAGAACUACAUUCAAUCCUUCAAACUAAAGGUGAAACCGUCAAAUGAUGAAUUACUUAAUAUAUAUGAAAAUGAGAAGACAUAUAUUUGGAAUAUGAAAGAAAACUCAUGCACAUACAAUUGGUUUCAAGUUGAUGAAAUUCCAUAUCCACAUACAUUAGCAAUACUGAAGGAGAUGAAUCAAGAUUCUUAUGAUUAUUGCUCAGAAUUCUUUACUAAAGAGACAAUGAUUGCUAGAUAUCAAGCAAUGAUAUAUCCAAUUAGCAAUCAAAGCAACUGGAAUAUACCAACUAAGAUAAAAGAAAUACUUGUGCUACCACCAUAA
Ricinus communis (castor bean) is the source of this 399-nucleotide messenger RNA. RefSeq lists its product as uncharacterized. NCBI's taxonomy places the organism in Eukaryota, Viridiplantae, Streptophyta, Magnoliopsida, Malpighiales, Euphorbiaceae. Bases 1 to 399 code for a protein of 132 amino acids. The record is from RefSeq and is a predicted model, not a curated record. The transcript has 2 exons.